Molecule: messenger RNA, 375 nt
Organism: Peniophora sp. CBMAI 1063
Lineage: Eukaryota; Fungi; Basidiomycota; Agaricomycetes; Russulales; Peniophoraceae
Source: the annotation of a GenBank genome assembly
AUGCCCGUCCUCGAUCUUAACACCCGGUGUUCGGUCUCACUACUCGGGGCCAGAUCACAUGUGAAGCGUCACUUCCUUCAGUACCGUGGAGUACCGUCCGCACUCCGGGAUCUGCGGAAACCAGCAUAUUCAGUAUCGGAGCGUCCAUGUCCGCGCCCGGGCGGGUUCAAGUCGGAAUCGGUAUGGCAGACCGACUCAACGAGUACCUACAAGCAUAUACUCGCUGCGCCGCGCAAUUGCCUCGAUGCCAGCUUCUGCGCUCCGAGUGACUCUGCAGAUGCUACAACGAUCUACCCUGGCAUACUCUAUGUGCCAGUAGAUCGCUAUCUCCAGUGUUCUACAUAUGAGACUCAACAGCCUUGUGGGAGGAUCUGA